GGUUUUCGUGCCAGUACAGCCAAAUACGACGACGUCGUGAUAUUCAUCAUAGUUUUAUACGUCACGGCAGCAGCGGCGGCUUAUCGUUUGUCAGAGUCAAGAGUACUGACAACUGAUGAAGGAGCACACAACAAACAUGUGCGAAGCCUACUGUAAUGAUAAAUACGAAACUUCAGAAACAUCAACUACAAGUUUGGAAUUAGUUUCAUAGAACAUACGCCUACAUGAGUCCUAUAUUAACCAUUAGUCUUACAACUAUUUACGAAUAAAUAUCAAUAUACCCGCACAGCGAAGUAACCAAUUUAUCAGGCACACAUCAUACUGGGCAGGUGCAGUAAAGAUGCAACACAGUGCUGAGUUAGCAGACCAACCGGAUGAGCGACCACUGCAGCUGCAACGGCGCGACGACGGCGACGAACUACAGCAGCGGUUAGACGGAGGCGGCGACGUGGCCGCCAUGGCAUGGUGCGACGCCUGGCUGCCGGCCACCGCGGCCAACGUUGCGGCCGCGAUCGUCGGCGUGGGCAUAGCGUGGUCACUGUUGUACGUGAACGUGUCUCCGGCGCUGACGGCCGUGCCCGGCGGGAGUCUGUCGUCCAUAUUCUUGCUUUACGUGACCGGCACGGUGGCCGGCAUGCUCAUCUACGAGAUUGUGGGUCUGCCCCCGCGAUUCGGUAUGCUUUUGGCCGGCAUAGCACUCCAGAACGCCGGCCUGUAUACCGUCACCGGAUGGUGCUCCCAUCUGGUAUCCUUCAUCAGAGAAGUCUCACUUGCCGUGACGUUGAUUAACGGUGGACUGGAACUGAACGCCAAUCAGUUGGGUCGACUCAGCGGCGUCGUGGCUCGACUCACGUUGUUGCCGUGCUUAGCCGAAGCCGCUACUGUGGGGCUAGCCGCACAUCUAAUUUUGCCCGGCUUCUCGUGGCAAUGGAGUUUAAUUCUUGGGUUUACGCUGUCUGCCGUUAGUCCAGCCAUAUUAGUACCGGGCCUAUUUCAACUGAAACGUUUGGGGUAUGGUGAAGUAAAAGGCGUUAAUACUUUGUUGAUUGCCGCUUCAAGUCUGGAUAAUAUUGUAUCUAUAUGCGCAUUUCGGAUAGUAUUGGGUGUUCUAUUUCUGACAGGUAGUUUGACCAGCAAAAUAAUUCAAGGACUCAUCGACGUAUCCGUGGGCACUGCGUUGGGAGUCAUAUGGGGUUUCUUUUUGAUUUUUGCACCUCCAUCACCAUGGGCUAAGAUAUACAAAAAUCAAAAAAAAGAAAACACCGAAAAAUCACGGCAGUUGAAUCGAUCGAUAACAGCUAAAAGGUCAUUCCUACUAGGCGCUGGUGGAUUUUUAGCGAUGAGCGGCAGCCGGUGGUGUGGUUAUCCUGUGGCCGGUCCUUUGGCGUGUAUCAUAUCAGCGUUCGUUGCUAGUACCGGUUGGAGGUGGAGAUUGAAAAUGCAAAACCUUAAUAAUCCAGUGAUUUUAUUGGACGGAAAUUGCGCUGACGAGGACCAGUGCCGAGGAAAACCGGUUGAAAAGGUUUUCGAAUACGCGUGGGCCGGUCUACAACCAUCCGUUUUCGCGUUUUUGGGCACAGACAUCAAAUUUGAACUGCUUAAGAGCUUCAACAUGGCCCUAGUUGGGUUACUGGUGCUCGCGCUUGGAAUCGUAGUUCGUAUGAUCGUCACUACGUGUUCGGUAUUGGGAACGGGAUUCAGUCGUAAGGAAAUCAUAUUCGUCAACAUUUCUUGGCUCCCCAAGGCUACCAUACAGGCCAUUCUAGCUCCGAUUGCAUUGAAUAUGGCGAGAGAGUUGGGAACGCCGGAAGAUGUCGAAUGUGGAACUCGACUGGUGACCAUCGCAGUGAUCUCCAUUUUAUUAACUGCGCCCAUAGGAGCGAUCGGCAUUAAACUAUUCGGUCCCAGACUGUUGCCCAGAGCCAACUGACUGAUACACUUUGAGACGACCGUGUAACACUAAUUUUAUUUUUCGAUUUUACAUUUUAUCAAUGGGAUUUUAUUCUUUUGAGAUUUGACACGUUUGCACAGAUGUAUGAUAUUUUAAUCACCCGAAUUAUAUUAUUAUAUACAUUUUAAAAUGACCAUCUUCUUAUUAUAUAAAUCAUCAGUUUUACCUACACAAUAAAGA
Messenger RNA from Diuraphis noxia (Russian wheat aphid), 2131 nucleotides. RefSeq names its product sodium/hydrogen exchanger 9B2-like. NCBI's taxonomy places the organism in Eukaryota, Metazoa, Arthropoda, Insecta, Hemiptera, Aphididae. Gene Ontology annotation, molecular function: antiporter activity. The record is from RefSeq and is a predicted model, not a curated record. Gene Ontology annotation, biological process: proton transmembrane transport. Gene Ontology annotation, cellular component: membrane.